UGCACCAUAAUAUUUUGCUGUCAGUGUCAGGUCGAGCCAAAACAAAGUGCGCUCCGCCAGUACCAGUGAGAAAAAGGCGCACACCGGGCUGACCCGGCGGGAUGCUGUGUGGCCAUUUCGUUUAGCACGCCCCGCGGACCAAAACCCCAUACCGAAAGGAUGUUUACGCUACGGCACCGGUGGUUGGCGGUGCUGGGAAGAAGUGGCGCUGAGCGGCAGUACCAUGGACUGACCCCGAUGUGCAAGGGUGCUGCCGGUGACAGGGACCGGCUGCUGGUACGCCAGCUCGAGCCGAACCUGGUCCGGCCGACCGUACUGGCGAGCGGGCUGUUCUGGGAGCGCCACCGGAAGGGCGGCUACCAGACGGAGCAGCGCGCCUCGACGAAAGAUCUGAUCGUGAACGGGCUGAAGGAGCUGCGGACCGAGUUUGCGCUGUUCCAGCAGGAGUGGAAGGAGAAGCUGGAAAGCGAUCCGCUGGUCGUGUUCCGGCCGGGCGAGAUCGACGUGGUGUUCGGGUUCGAAAGCCAGCCCGACCUCGACCGGUGGGUGGUGACGACGGACCGGGACCACGGCGAGGGCUACUCCCAGGCCGCACUCGAGCGCAGUCCGGCCGGGUUCGGGCUGUUUCACGGCACGCUCGAGUCGCGCGUACCGAAGGACGGCCGCAUCAAGCGGGCCGGCUACGCCAACAUCAAAAGCCUGCGCGUACGGAAAUCGUUCAAGCGGGACGCCUUCUACGAUUGGAGUCAGUACAAUACGCUCGUGCUGAAGGUGCGGGGCGAUGGCCGCUCGUACCUGAUCAACCUGACCGCGGAGGGCUACUACGACAUCCUGUGGAACGACAUCUACCAUUACGUGCUGUACACGCGGGGCGGCCCCCACUGGCAGGUGGCCAAGAUACCGUUCUCCAAGUUUUUCCUCGCUUCCAAGGGCCGGGUCCAGGACCAGCAGGGCCCGGUACCGCUGAACCGCAUCACGAACGUGGGCUUCUCGGUGGGGUCGCGCGGCGGCCACGAGGGCUCCUUCCGGCUCGAGUUUGACUUCAUCGGCGUGGAGUUUGACCCGUCGCACCAGGAAGAGUUUGCGUACGAGAUGUACCGCCAGCCGAAGUAUAUUGUAGCGACGUAGGGAGCGGGUCGGACGGACUCGAUGCUCGAUGGUAAACGUUUGGGGGGAGUUGUAGGAUGAAGGUUUUUCAUGUAAUAAAAUAGAUACGCUUAUCUCUAUGCUAAUUUGUACAGCACA
Molecule: messenger RNA, 1245 nt
Organism: Anopheles merus
Lineage: Eukaryota; Metazoa; Arthropoda; Insecta; Diptera; Culicidae
Gene: CIA30
Product: complex I intermediate-associated protein 30, mitochondrial
Exons: 2
Coding region: 160-1128 (322 amino acids)
Biological process (GO): mitochondrial electron transport, NADH to ubiquinone; mitochondrial respiratory chain complex I assembly
Cellular component (GO): mitochondrion
Source: RefSeq, a predicted model, not a curated record